Mesoplodon densirostris (Blainville's beaked whale) is the source of this 1701-nucleotide messenger RNA. It is a transcript of the gene WDR18, whose product is annotated as WD repeat domain 18. Gene Ontology annotation, molecular function: protein binding. The coding region runs from base 12 to 1433 and encodes 473 amino acids. The transcript has 10 exons. Lineage: Eukaryota; Metazoa; Chordata; Mammalia; Artiodactyla; Ziphiidae. The record is from RefSeq and is a predicted model, not a curated record. Gene Ontology annotation, cellular component: nuclear pre-replicative complex. Gene Ontology annotation, biological process: rRNA processing; DNA-templated DNA replication.
UCUCGCUAGUGAUGACGCAUGUCCUGGGCGGUGGAGAAGGCAUGAUGGCGGCGCCCAUGGAGGUGGCCGUGUGUACCGACUCGGCGGCCCAGCUGUGGAGCUGCGUCGUGUGGGAGCUGCACUCGGGCGCCACUCUGCUCACAUACCGCGGCGGCCAGGCCGGGCCUCGCGGCCUGGCGCUGCUCAAUGGCGAGUACUUGCUGGCGGCGCAGCUGGGCAAGAACUACAUCAGCGCCUGGGAGCUACAGAGGAAGGACCAGCUUCAGCAGAAGAUCAUGUGCCCCGGACCGGUCACCUGUCUUACCACGUCGCCCACCGGCCUCUACGUCCUGGCAGGGAUCGCAGAGAGCAUAUACCUGUGGGAGGUUUCCACGGGGAACCUUCUGGUCAUCCUGAGCCGCCACUACCAGGACGUGUCAUGCCUACAGUUCACGGGGGACAGCAGCCACUUUGUCUCGGGGGGCAAGGACUGCCUGGUGCUGGCUUGGAGCCUCUGCAGCGUGCUGCAGGCAGACCCCUCCCGGACCCCCGCCCCCCGGCACGUGUGGUCUCGCCACACCCUCCCCAUCACAGACCUGCACUGUGGCUUUGGUGGGCCCCUGGCCCGGGUGGCCACCGCCUCGCUGGACCAGACAGUGAAGCUCCCGUCUGAGGUUCCUGUGGCAUCCAGAGUCUCCCGGCUGGGCCGCUGCGCUCCACUCUCAGACCCAUGCCCCCAUCCCCGCCCCCAGCUGUGGGAGGUCUCCUCCGGCGAGCUGCUGCUGUCUGUGCUCUUCGACGUGAGCAUCAUGGCCGUGACCAUGGACCUGGCUGAGCAUCACAUGUUCUGCGGUGGCAGUGACGGCUCCAUCUUCCAGGUCGACCUCUGCACCUGGCCCGGGCAGAGAGAGAAGAGCUUCCAGCCGGAGCAGGACCACGGGAAGGUGUUCAGAGGGCACAGGAACCAGGUGACCUGCCUGUCAGUGUCCACGGAUGGCAGCGUGCUACUCUCGGGCUCCCACGACGAGACGGUGCGCCUCUGGGAUGUGCAGAGCCAGCAGUGCCUCAGGACAGUGGCUCUCAAAGGCCCCGUGACCAACGCCUGCAUCAUGCUGGCGCCCAUCAGCAUGUUGAGCUCCGACUUCAGGCCCAGCCUGCCCUUGCCCCACUUCAACAAGCACCUGCUGGGCACGGAGCAUGGGGAUGAGCCACGCCACGGGGGCCUCACGCUGCGCCUGGGCCUCCACCAGCAGGGGUCAGAGCCCAGCUACCUGGAGCGGGUGGAACAGCUGCGCGGGGUGAUGUGCAGCACGUUGGAGAAGAGCGUGCUGGGUGGCCAGGACCAGCUGCGGAUCCGCGUGGCAGAGCUGGAGGACGAGGUGCGGAACCUGCGCAAGAUCAACCGCGACCUCUUCGACUUCUCCACGCGCAUCAUCACUCGGCCGGCCAAGUGAGCGUGUGCACCCGACCCCGGCCAAGUGAGGCCCAGUGAGCGUGCGCGCAGCCGGGACCCGCACCCGGACCUUCCCCCUGGGCUCCCCCCAGGACCCUCCCGACUGGCUGGCAGAGCCCGAGGCCCGAGCCCAUCCUCUGCCAGCGUCCUAUCAUUUGGAUUUGCCACCCCCACCAGGGGUCGUGGUCCAGUGUUGACCCGCUGCCCUUCCGUGACCUGCCAUGUCAUGUUGGUGCUGUGCCAUGUCUAACAAAAGAGCUGAAAUCCUG